Actinia tenebrosa (Australian red waratah sea anemone) is the source of this 3975-nucleotide messenger RNA. RefSeq names its product eukaryotic translation initiation factor 4E type 3. Gene Ontology annotation, molecular function: translation initiation factor activity; RNA 7-methylguanosine cap binding. Gene Ontology annotation, biological process: translational initiation. The record is from RefSeq and is a predicted model, not a curated record. Gene Ontology annotation, cellular component: eukaryotic translation initiation factor 4F complex. NCBI's taxonomy places the organism in Eukaryota, Metazoa, Cnidaria, Anthozoa, Actiniaria, Actiniidae.
UUUAUCAGUUUUCCCCAAAACUCUGUAAGAACUUCUUUUUAGCUGAGUUCUUCUUAUUAAUCUUGGUUUAUCACUCAAAAUCUGACAAGAAACACAUUCAAAUUACCACCAAAGAAGCUACAAAUGGCUGCUCAAUAACACGGCACACAUGACGACCAUGCAUAUCUUAAAGUGAGCAACCGGUGUGACCAGUCAAGUGGACAUAUUUUGACCAGACAUUGUCUUUGUCACAAGUCAUUGGUCACAGGUUGAUCAGUUAUCAACAAGGACUUCUUCUGCAGCUUUUCGUCGAGAAAAUGGCCGUCGAACACAAAACGUCUCCUUUUCUUUCCGAUCGAGAAGACGAUGUAUUCUCCCCCGAAGUAGAAUACCAAAGAAAUUCAAGCAAUGUUGAAUCACCACAGCUUUCUCGCAAGUCUCUAUGUCAGCUAGAAGACUCCGAAAAGAGCGGAAUUCUGUUGAAUUCUCCUUGGACUUUGUGGCAUGAUAGAUAUGUACGAGGUGCAACAGCAGCAGAAUAUGCAGCUAAUCUGCGUAAAAUCUACACAUUUCGGACAGUUCAGAGUUUUUGGAGUGUUUUUAAUAACAUACCCAAAACAUCACAGCUUGGCUCAAGAGCAAGUUAUCAUUGUAUGAGGGGAAUGAGACGACCUAUCUGGGAAGAUGAGGAAAAUGCCGGUGGUGGUUACUGGAAGAUGAGAUGUCCUAAAGAAACAACGGAUGAAGUAUGGAAAGAGCUUUUAUUGGCAGUCAUUGGAGAACAGUUUGAAAAUUGYAUGGGAAAAGGUGAUCAAGUGUGUGGCGUAAGCGUUAGUUUGCGUGACCGUGAUGACAUCAUUCAAAUAUGGAAUACAAAUGCAGCAGUUGGAAAUCAGUCUAAAGUACUAGAAAAAGUGAGGACAUUGCUCCCAGAUGUUGACUUCCGUGAUCAUUUCUAUAAAUGUCAUAAAGAACACACAGCAUUUGAAGGUCAAAAACCAAAGAUCUCCAAGCCUCCAGGAUUCCCCAAUGUUUUCUGAUCCUGGUUUGUGACGCGGUAACUAUAUUUGAGGGAGGCAUGUAUUGAACAAUUUGUAUAAUAUAUAUUAAUAUUGAUAAUAAUUUUAUUUUACUUAAMAGUUAGGGGGAUAUGAAGUCUCCUACGCAGCUGCUAUUAGUGUCCUCACUCCCCUACGUAGCUACUUAGGGGAGUGAGCAUUGUGUGACGGCACUAAUAGCGCCUGCCUAGGAGACUAGGUGAUAUGUUGAAGCUUCUUAUUAGUAUUUUUCCACAUUGUUAUCAAUUCUGUAUGAGCAUGGUUACCAUACUGCACAUAUUCAUGUUUGUUCUGGAAACAGACACAAAAGUAGAAGGAUAGGUUAUGUAAUACUCUGUACUGCAACUCCUUUUUAUUUGUUAGAUUUAUUAUAUUCAUUUUUUGAAUUUUUAAGUUGUUAAAACAAGUUGGUUCUUUGGUUUUCAAUUUAAAGGUCCUAAGACAAGUUGAGGGAGAAUUGCGCAGUGUAACAGGAGUUGUCUCACAAUUUUUUUGUUGCACAUAGCAUUGCAAAAAGUAGAACUUAGUUCUACAUUUUGCAACAAAUUGUAGCAACUGGCAAUGCCAUUGCACAGUGUAUCACCUCUCCAACAACGUUUCUCACAAUUUUAAGGCAUAUUUUUACACCAAAUAUUUUUGUGCGUUCUCCCCAGCCUACCCUGGCCCAAAAACGUUACAAGUUGCUGGGAUGGUGUUGCAGUGUAACACCUCACCUUGGCAACUUGCAACACUACAUUUGCAUGUAUUGCGAGACAAAUUGCUGAAAAAAUUACACAGUAUAACAGGGCCGUUAGGCCAGUUUAAAUGUAAGAUUUUGGCCUCAUUUACUAAGUUAUGCUGUACAAGUCAGUACUAGAGGGAUUUUGGCCACACUAACCUUCCCUUUAGCAUCUUUCCUUUUAGCAUCUUUCCCCUAGAGAACAAUUCCUAUCCUGCAGCUUAAUCUUUGCCUCGGCAUUAUUCUUUCUCCUGUAAAUGAACAGCACUUAUUAGUAUAGGUGAUAAAGGGAUUUUGUAUAGAAUAGUUUUUGAUAGAGUCUCUUAUGAACUAGGUUAAUAAGUGUUUCAAGAUUGGAAAUGGGACAAAAAUGGGAAGUGGAAUGUGGGAGGGGAUAGUUUCACAUUUUUAAAGCUAAAAACAAUGAAUGUGCUUAGAUGUGUACAGCUAGUCAUAAAUGUUCCAGAAUUUUUUUUGAAUGGAAUUUACCAAAACAUGAUAUGAUAGAGUAGUUUUUGUGUGACUGCAAAAAGCUCAGUGCACGCCAUGCGGUGAUAGUGAUGUUUUCUAAAAUUUCAAAUUGCUGAUUUUUUUCUCAUACAAUUUGAUUGGUCUGACAGUGCCAUGACCUCGGCAUGAGCAUAUCUGCUCCAUGUUCAUGCAGUGUUAACCUUCCUGGCAUUUGAUUGGAUGGAGAGUAAAUUUUUGUGCAAUGUGAUUGGUCUGGCAAAUCCCUUGUUGCAUCAUGACAGUGUUUGUGUCGCCAGUCAUACUAAAACUGCUUUAAGGCAUAUAGUCUGGGUAAUCAUAUAUCCUUUAAACUAGCUGUAUAAGAUUGACUAGCUGUCAACAAAUCAAGCUUUCUCAUUUUUAAAUUUAAAAUUUAAGCUAAAAACUCGUUUUUAAUUUAUAAUUUUUAUGUCUUUAUUUAGUAUUUAUAUAUAAGUUUUUGGCAACAAUUUGUAUAAGAUGAUAAAUGAAUGUUGAGCUGUAUAGAAAUGAGUUACAGUAAAUUAUUGCUACUUUAGUGUCGGUUAAUUUACCUCCUUUAUUUUUCUAUGCACUGUUCAACGAUUUAUCAUUAUUUUAAUGUGUUAUCUUUACAUCAAUGUAGGCCAUACUAGUUUUAUACUUGCGUAGCUUAUAGGUUUUUUGUUUGUUUGUUUGUUGUUGUUGUUUUUGGUUUGUCACUGGUAGUGUAAGGUUUUUCAUUGAAUUCUAACAUAUUAUAUUACAGUAUAAAAGAGUAUAGUAUUUUUUUACAAUGAAUUUACUUUUACUCUUAACGUGAAACAAAAUUUUAAGUUUUUUUAAGGUUUAUUGUCAGUACAWACUGACAAUAAACCUUUGAAGAAAAAAGUACUGAUUUGUGCAAACCCUUUUUCUAAUAGGGAUAUUAAUUUUGUGAUUUAAUGCUCUAAUAAGCUCCAUUUUACAGUUCAGUUCAGUGACCACGAAUAAUAUUUCCAAGUCGAGGUUGGAGUUUCCGCGCCUAGCAAAACUAUACUUUUUAUGAUGCGCGGCAACUCCAGCCUCAGCUUGGAACUAGUAUUCAUGAUCACUGAACRGAACUGUAAGAUUUAGAUUUGUUUUACUUGGCCUGUGAAACAAAGUUGAGUAGAAAAACAAAAGAAAAACGAUGGGAUUAGUGUAUACUACUAGAGCAAGUGCAAUAAAACCAUGAAAUAAAAACAAAGUUGACACUGACAAAUAUUAGCUUUUUAAUCACUAAUAGUUGCUUACUCAUCAAGAACAUUCAUUACACAAAAGAGACAAAUGGUCUCUUGUGUAUUUGUCUUUGUAUGAUGAAUGUUCUGGUUGAGUGAUAGCAACUAUUAGUCACUAAAUAACUACUAUUUGUCAGUGUCAACUUUGCUUUAAUUUAAUGGUUUUACUGCGUUAUUGUCUUACAGGUUUAUUUAUUUCCGUGCAUGUCUAUUGUAUCAUUGAAAAUAGGCGAGUUCAUGUGAUCAAAUCUGCCAUUGUGGCUGACAUUUUAUCGUUUUUUAGUGUGCUAAAUAACUUUCCUUUUAUCACCAAAAAGUUACCCCAAUUCGCAAUAUUUUUUUACAUUCUCACAAACCUAAAAUCCUGUAGAAUGCCAGCUACAAUGGUGGAUUUCAUCACGUGACCUCAGUGCAAGUCGCCUAUUAACUUGUUAUAAAAAGAAUUUUGUAAUGACAAAACUUGUUUCUAUAGCAACAAGUUGUAUUAUUCCUA